Molecule: messenger RNA, 7184 nt
Organism: Pocillopora meandrina
Lineage: Eukaryota; Metazoa; Cnidaria; Anthozoa; Scleractinia; Pocilloporidae
Source: the annotation of a GenBank genome assembly
AUGCAAAUUUUGAAAUUCGCAAAUGCAGCUGAAAUGCAUCGCAUUAAUUUGCUAUUUUUAGUAAUUUUGAUGCAAAAUCUUCGCUCAACACAGCAAAAUCAGGAUAAAACCCAAGGUAAUCAUGCUAUAAAGCGAACAGAUGGUGGUGUGUCCUACGCAAAUUUUGAGAUUCACAAAUUUCAUUAUCUACAAGUAUCUCCGCCAGCCUUUUCCCAUGAGGUGCUUCAAGCUCAAGAAUGCGCGUUUGCCUGUGUUACUCAACAAACGUGUUACUCGUUCAACAUUGGGCUGUCUCCAAAUCAGAAUGGAAAAUUUCUAUGCGAACUUUUAAGCGGAGACAAGUUUAGAAGCCCAACAAAUUUGACAUCUUCGCAACAGUUUGACCAUUACAGCAUUGAGGUAAAUAAUUUAUCUUAUAAGGGCGUAACUCAUGUAUGUAUCAUGAAAUUCAAUUUUUCAUUAGUUUUGAAAAUGUCUUUCUUGGUCCGUUUUCUUAUUUUGCUGCAUAAGGCAAAACGGACAAAAUACGACUUAAAUUAUUUCUUUACCUGAGCUCACUGCGUAUUUACCCAAGGUGGACAAGUAUCUGUUUCUUAUUUGAACAUUUUCAUGAAAAAAUUAAUAUUGCAUUGACAAGACGACAGAUUUUUAAAUAUGUAAAAUAAUAAUGUAAACUGAAGCCUAAAGAAUAUCUGGAGGGACGAUUUUGAGUGAAAUAAUUAAUUAAGUUUUGUUGCUUAGAUACCAUCGUCAGAGCCAGUCAAUCUUUCAGCUGAGUUUGAGCCAAAACGAUGAUUAGAUUUCCUAUCUAGCCACAUAAAUCUCUAAAAAAAACUUUGGGGCGAUUUAUAAAUCACUUUUGCGUUAUACUUGGAUUUAUACUCAGAUCACGUUUCAACGUAUCCGUUAAAAUGUAUGAUUGCUCCUGCGCAUGGAGUUUUUGUUGUCACACGGGUGCGGAGAAAAUUAAAAUGAGGUAAUGAGUUGAAAGAAGCUACUCGCAUUUUUAGUGUCUUAGACAAACUGGCGAAAUUAAUUCCUAAGUCAUGUGAAACCCUUUAAUUCUUCUCCAUAAUUCUAAAAUUUGUUCCUUCUAAGCUUGUAAUUACUUCUCUAAUAGAGACUAAUUUUCUAAAACAUUUAUGCAUAACAAAGCAAGGCCAUGAAAACAUGACGCUUCGGCGACGACAUGUCACCAUCAUCAGAAGGGAAUAUUAAUAUCAAUAUUCAAUACACAGAAAAGUAAGGCGUGAAAUAAAACAUUAAAAAUGUGGAAAGAAAAAAAAUGUUUUUUAACAAAGUGAAAAGUUUUGCUGGAGUGUAGUCUGUUAAAGAGUUCAAUUCUGGUUUUUUUUUUUUUAAUAAGCAACAUUUCAUACAUAAUUAAGGUACUCGAACUUUCCACAGCAUUGUUCGUUAAGAUCUAUCGGCCCUUAGCACUGUUCUUUCACGUGUUUACCAGUCACGGACAAAUUGCGUCUCUGGAAUGUUAUUCCAUCUUUAGGCUUUCGUGUGCCAUAAUUUCCUCAACUCAUGAGGAAUCUAAAGUGUUUAGGUAAAUCUUGAUUCGCAUUUUCCUUUUUUUCAAAACACAAUUUUUUUGUCGCCUUCGCGAUUUACAAAACCUGUUUCUUCUCGAUCCCCGUCUUUUGAACGCCAUACUAUAUAUCUGAAAGCAGUUUUUUUUCGCAAAAAAACGUCGGCGAAUAUACACGUGGAUGUUGAACGUCAGUUUUAACCACACUGUCGUUAUACUCCAUGAAUGAAAAGAUUCUGAUAUUUGCCGUGUCUUAUCUUUCGAUUGCAGUCGCCGUGCUCAAGUCAUCCAUGCAAAAACAACGGUACAUGUAUCCCGAAUUACGAAGAGAAUACAUACAGUUGUAGUUGCACCCCUGGCCAUAGGGGUCGUUAUUGUGGCAAAGGUGAGCAUAAAUAAAAAUAAUAAUAGCAAUAAUUAUAAAUUUUUUUUAAAGUUCAGUUGAAAUAAAAUGCCACAUUUUACCUUAAAUAGUUUAAAAGGUUACAACAAGCCAUAUUGUAAGGGGAACAACGAAAUUUAAAACUGGAUCUAAUUUUUAGUCGAGGAAUAAGAUGGUAGGACAGUCAUGGUCUCAACUUCGCGCGAAACGAACAUGGUUUUCUUAAAUUUCUACAUUCAAUGAAGACCUUGAAUUUGGUUUAGUCGUUGACUAAUGUUAAAUAUCUCCUGAAAUAACAGCCGAAAUUAGCCUUGGUUUACAUACAGAUACAGGAAAAAUGUAAAUUCCAAAAAAGAGUGUUUCUAAAAUUAAGUUUGGAGUUGCUCUGGAAUCCUCAUCCCCAGUUAGAUAUGAUACUCUAUAUGUUAAAGAUAAUUCGCCCCUUUGUUGUUUGAGGUAAUGAAACUUACUAAAACACCGUUUAUCAAAACACCGUUUACUGUCAUAAAUACUAAUACGUGCGAUUAAGAACCUCGUCCUUUUUUUAUAAUAUAUAAUUUUAAAUCAGACACAAAGCUGGUCAUGGCCCUAAGAAAAAGGUCGAACAAGAGUGGACCUAACCAGCUCAAGCAGUUCAAACGCCAACCUUGUAAACAGCCGUGCAGUGCGACAAAAGGAAGCAACAAUGGUGCAGACGAUAACUUACGUUUUUUCUUUGUUUCUUAACAACGCCCUGACAAGCAAAUGACCCGGUGCAAUAUUCUCUGCCAAUAGAGGCUUGCUUAAUCUCGUUCAAAAAAAAGAAAAAAACUUGUUUGGGUUUCACUGCUAUUAUUACACAUUAGAGUUACUAAGAAAGCUGUUAUUGGUCGAGAGCACACAUGCAACCAAUAUACAAAACCCGGUGUUAAGUUGACAUGUUAACCCAAUAUCUGUAGUAGACAUUGGGUUAUCAUGUCGAGUUUAAAGCCUGCCUGUUUUCCGAGCCCAUCGCUCGUGAAGUGUUGUCAAACUUUUGCAAACUCAUAGAGGUUUUUCUUUUUGCAGAUUGUGUAAAAAAAUUAUGAUGAGCCCAUUUUUAAUUCAGUUUUCGCAUUAUAUCAAGAAUUAUCAAACCUUGUGUCUGUUUUACUUGCCAUAGCCUUAAGCUUCAGUGGCAGAUAACGCGGACCUCGGCAUUGACUAUUCAUGAUAUCAUGCUCAACCUCAUCCAAUAAUUGCUUAAUAUAACGUAUUGGUAGUCUUUUCGCUACUGCAAGUGAUUUCGUGAGAGAAAUAGGCAUUCUACCUGUUGAAACUUUCAUAUCAAAGAUUGUUCUUUCUGAGUGAUUGCAUCCUCUUUCCUUACAAGUCUGUUCAGCACCUUUAGGAAUGGAAGACUACAUAAUUACACCUACGCAGAUUUCGGCUUCGUCUCAAUACGACAGUAAUCACGCACCAAACCAAGGAAGACUUCACUUCAAAAAAACAGGGUCGCGGGUAGGCAGUUGGUCCGCGCUCGGGAAUAACGUCCAUCAGUGGUUUCAAGUUGAUCUAAGAAUUGAGACAACCGUUACAUUUCUGGCAACACAAGGACGAAAUAUGCAUGGACAGUGGGUAACCAAGUAUAAGCUGCAGUAUGGUAACGAUGGUAGCACAUUUCGGGUAUUUAAGCAAGACGGGGAGAGCUCUGAUAAGGUUAGCCCUAACUCAAAGUGAAUUCAUCAAAUCUGAGCGAAAUGACAAAAAGAAAUGACAAAAGCGUAGCUAAAUAAACUAAUUAACGGAGAAACUUUGCCUCAGCUGAGUAUUAUUUGCUUAAAAAUCAAUUACGAUUCAUCCAGUCUGCUGUGAUUUGACCACGAGAGAAGUGAAGUAAUCUCUCCUGGAUGGAACAGGGCGAGGAAACCAAACCGCUUUGAUUCUCUUACGGGAUCAAAGCAAGGACCACCGGAAGGGACGAGAUGCAUGGGAUCAAAGCGGGAAAUCUUGAGGAGACCUGCGUGCGCUCGUGAUGUUAGUCAUGGUUCCAUAUUUCGAGUUUCUCAUUCCAAAGUUAAAAAAAAAAGUUUUUUCUCAGUAAUAUUUAUGAUUGAGUUAUUUCUUUUUAACAAACUUACAGGCCCCUUUGACAAAGAAAAUUAUGUUAAGAGGAAUAGAGAUUUACAGAAUUCUUCACCUUCCUAUUUCAAAUCAUCAGGUGUUUGUUGGAAACAGUGACAGAGAUACUGUUGUGAAGAAUCCUGUGAUCUCACCCGUCAAGGCUCGAUAUAUCCGGUUGAUACCCACAGAAUGGCACAACCACAUCUCUAUGAGGAUAGAAUUAUACGGCUGUCUUGGUAGGUUGGCCUUCCGAAUUCAUUUCUAGUUUAUAGACAAAUUUUCAAUUGCGAGCUAAAACUGAAAUGGGCGUUAUGCACGUUUUGCAUUACUGCGCAUCACUGUGAUGAUCAAGAAAAUUCGCGUCAUCAUUUCGACCAAUCAAGUACGAAUUAGCAUGAUGAUCGUUCUAGCUCCAUUGGUAUAAACACAAACUCGGGUGUUCCGUAAAAAAAGCAAAGUCAAUAUAAUGAUAAUAGUACUUGUAGAAAAUAAUAAUUUAAAGUUGGCAUAGUUUCUUAUGAUAAUUCCGUGCUGUUUAGUCCUCGCUUUUCAACGCUUCGCAACAUUCUUGCCAAUGAGAAUAGCAAAAAACAUCCUCACCUCGCAGUUUCUUUACUUCCCUGAGAGAAAUAAAGAGCAAGGGAAAGUAGCAGCACAAUCAGCUUGUUUUUACAUUAUCUUUUAAAACUUCUCAGAAAACAUGCAAGCUCUUGGCAUGGAAAGUGGCUCCAUCGCUGACUCACAAAUUAUCGCUUCUUCGAUGUUCAACGUUUAUCACAAACCUGCGCGCGCACGACUCCAUACAAAAGAGCUUGGACUUUCGACAGGGACUGGUGGCUGGUCAAGUUUGACGAAUGAUUUAAACCAAUGGCUACAGGUCGAUCUCGGUAAAAUCACCAAUGUGACGUACAUUGCAACACAAGGAAGGAAUCAUUACUCGCCUUCACAGUGGGUGAAGAAAUACAAAAUCCAGUUCAGCGACGAAGGAGUCUCAUUUUUGUUUUACAAGAGACAAGGAGAUUCCUCCGACACGGUAAGUUCUCAUAUUAACAUGCAAAUUUUAGCGCAGUUACGGAAAACAACCAUUGGUCCAAGGUUCAGUAAACAUGGGUUCAGAAUUCAGGCAAUCCAUCUUGCCUUCGAUAUGAAGCGAGAGAUUGGUACGAGAAGACGUGAUUGAGACGAAAUAGGUUACUAGGCCCAGUGAGGUUUCCUCGAAGCAAACCACUCGCCUGGAACAUCUCCUAAGCGCUUUUACCCCACGGUAGAGGACUGUCUAAGUUUAAAAUAAUGCACACGUGUGAAUGUGACUUCGGUGUCGAAAUGAUUUGUAAAGAAAUCAAAGAUGCGCAUGUUUAGCUACAGAAAACGUACCUUGCAUUUCUUCGGUCAAGGUUAUUUCUUUUGAAAUCAUGCUUUUAUGACAAUGUGUUGAUACUUAGGUUUUCGAGGGCAAUUUCGACCAGGAUACCGUUGUUUAUCAUCUCCUGGAUCCACCUAUCACAGCGCGAUUCUUGCGGGUAAAGCCAACUCAGUGGCAAAACCACAUUUCCAUGAGGAUGGAGUUAUAUACUUUCCCAGGUAUAUCGUGUUGUAUCAUUCCUUCCUUGGCCCUGUUCAUUCAAUUAUUCGUGAUAUCUUUAAGAUAUAUAUAGCAUCAUUUCAUUUUCUAGGUUUAGUUUGUCCUGCGGCCGAUAAAAUUCGGUUCAGGAAACAGAGAGCAAAGUAAAAGGCAGGGAUUGACAUCGGUAUCUCCCCUCCCCUCUCCUUCUCUCCCCUCCACCCCCCAUCCCUUUUUUCUCUCUCUUUGCAACGUAACGGUGAGAAAAAAGAUGUGUUAGUAAUCGGAUCAAAAUCGAAAUGAAAACAGCAAGAAGCGUAACCGUUUGUUGUGGUUUUAUGAUAACAAUAACAAUUUUCCUAAUGACUUCCACACAACUUUAAAACUAUGUUGCCUAAAGGUAAGGCUUCGGAAGAUGUGCGGCAUCACCGUCUUUAUCAGUGAGACUUUCACGCAUGUGAGACGUGCGCAACGUCUGUUAUCUCAACGAUGUCUGAACGAAGAUGCAAUUCUAAAUCAAACGUGGUCCUUUCAUCUUUACAGGAGAAACUUAAGCCUUUCACUCACCUUUGCAAGCGGCUGGAGGUUUAAGGACGAGCAGUACCUUCCAGGAAUUUCAGUGAGCCACAACGCUAGCUCAGUUGGCAGAAUACAGCAGCUGUAGUUUCUACAGCACAUCUUUCCGGGAUGUUUAGUUGAACGAUUUGGCAUACUAAUGUCUUCUUUACAAAAGUAUUGUACAAUUCGUACAAGUGUGUCGAUCCCUUCCUGAACACGGUUGUACAUUAUUUAUUAAUUAUCAGGAAUUAGCAAAACAUGACGACAGUUGUUUGCGAUCGUUUCAGUGCAUUUAGAAAAAAAUAGUAUAGAAGGACUUUUUUAUGUAAAUUGAUGACAAUGAAGUAUUCUUCCAAAGGCCAAAUUUUUUUAUUGUCCCAUACGAAUCAGAACAUCUCUCGCGUUAACCUUAAUUAGUUAAGUCUAUACAAGCAAUGAUUGAAAUCAAAAAUUACUGUACAAUUUCUUGCCCAAAAAAUAUCCUUGAGCUGAUACAACAGUCUUAUACUAACAUGGGAAGCUAGCCCCGAAGUUUCGAUCUAAUACAAAGUUCUCUGGGUCGAACUGUCGGCUAAAAAGCAAGCCCAUCCCGAGAAAAAAGUAUCCGUUAGCGAAAUACUUAAUGUCUCGUGAGUGACUGUAAAAGAAAAAAAAACCAGACAACCAAACAAAAAAAAAAAAGUAAGUCUACUGGGUGGUAAAGGAAAGAAUGUUUAACAAGACCAACUCCCACCCCACCUCAUUCGUUUUCUUUCCUGAGCCACAAGAAGCUUGUCUCGAUCCUUGAACUGUUCUGUACGUUGAACAAAGUUAACAUUAAUUUUCUGAUAGUAAAAAGAAACGUUCUCUGGGAUUAGGAAGAAAAAACCAGAAGGAAAAGAGAAAGAAAAGGGAUGAAAAAGAUUUAGUCAGAUUGCAAACUGCAACUUAAGAAACAGUAGAUUAACACGUUUGAAAGGAAACGACGUUUAGUUUACAACUCGCUGAAUUACUACCAAAAUAAGUGUUCUCCAAUGUUUGCAAACAGGAAAUUAAGUGUUCGUUUAUAAUUUAGUAGAUGGUCU